AUGGAUCCCGAGCAAGCCAUGGAACAGUAUCAAGCCAUGCUACAAGAGGCUAGACAGAUGAAAAGAAAGAUUCCCGGAGACCGCAAGAACAAGAAUGCAUUGCUAGCAGCCUUCCUACCGGCGCAGGGGCUUGGAACAGCGAGUUCUGAUAGCGAGGAGAGGCUUCUGAUCAACACAUCGUUCUUACCACGGGCAUAUCCGCCUUCCGUCGUCCCUCUCAAGAACUUGCAGCCUAUCGCGAUCAAAGACCUUCGGCUUGAACGACACCAUAGCGGUCGCUAUAUUGUACUGCGGUCCAUCACGUCUCCAAAACGCAUGGCAGCGAUUGAGGUUAUGGCGGAAGACGAGCACGGGGAUGUCAUACCAUUGCGGUUGUACCAGCAGGACGAUGAAGCAACCCGCCCAGCCACAGAUAUCAUCGAUAAGCAUUCGGUUGUUCUCAUCAAGGAGCCGUUCUUCAAGUUUACGGCAGCUGGAGACUACAGUCUGCGAGUGGACCACCUUUCUGAUGUCGUGUUUCUCUCAGACAAUGAUACGAUAGUACCUGAUCUGUUCCAACGACCGCGACACGCUGAGGUGAAAACAGCAGAAACUUUGAAACUAGAGGGGAAUGCUCUCAUAAACGGCAAAAAGUACUGGCAAGCGAUCGACAAGUAA
Messenger RNA from Alternaria infectoria, 657 nucleotides. RefSeq lists its product as uncharacterized. NCBI's taxonomy places the organism in Eukaryota, Fungi, Ascomycota, Dothideomycetes, Pleosporales, Pleosporaceae. The coding region runs from base 1 to 657 and encodes 218 amino acids. The record is from RefSeq and is a predicted model, not a curated record. The transcript has 2 exons.